This is a messenger RNA of Lytechinus pictus (painted urchin), 5076 nucleotides long. RefSeq names its product MAM and LDL-receptor class A domain-containing protein 2-like. The transcript has 31 exons. Gene Ontology annotation, molecular function: protein binding. Gene Ontology annotation, cellular component: membrane. The record is from RefSeq and is a predicted model, not a curated record. Lineage: Eukaryota; Metazoa; Echinodermata; Echinoidea; Temnopleuroida; Toxopneustidae. Bases 1 to 5076 code for a protein of 1691 amino acids.
AUGAUCUUUACACCUCAUUGCAUUGAUCCAAUAAACCAGAAGCAGCAGAUCCUUCCAACCAAGAAACCAUUAAUUGUGAUUUUGAUGUCAACUGGUGUGGAUGGAGCAACGUUCCAAAUGCUGGGCCAGAUGAUAAGCUGGACUGGCAAAGACGCCGGUCAGGAACACCAACCCGUGGGACAGGCCCAAGAGCUGACCAUACUACAGACUCAUUUAAUGGGCAUUAUUUGUACUUCGAGUCAUCUUCUGGAUCUCUCGGGUUCAACGCCCUGCUUCGUUCUGUCCAAAUCUCUGCCACACCUAAUGGUGCCUGCUUUCAAUUCUGGCUACACAUGUAUGGACAAACUAUGGAUCUAUUCAGAAAGUCCUGAUGGCUAUCAAGAAAGACGAUGGAAGCAAACUGGGACACUCCGUGAUGAAUGGGUUUACAGGCAAAUAGAUAUUGUAGCUGAUUACCAUUAUCAGCUCAUCUUUAAUGCCAUCCGUGGAGUUGGUGAUUUGGGUGAUAUCGCUAUUGAUGAUGUUUUCUUUGAUCCAACUGCAGGCUGUAAAGCUCUCAAAAAGUGUUCGUUUGAGACAGGCUUCUGUGGUUGGUCUCAAGAGAAGAUUCAAGAUGAUUUUGAUUGGUCUAGGAGCCGUGGUAGAGAACACAAGGACAUUCCUGUGGAUAAAACAGUUGGGGUUGAUACAGGUUACUAUGCCUGGGUUAACACCACUGCUCACCCUGUGAAUGGGGAUAGCGCCAUCCUCUUCAGCCCGACAUAUGUUCUUACCUCUGUACCACACUGUCUUCGGUUUUUCUACUACCAUGAUGGAAUCGGUGCACUGACCAUCCAUUCUCGCCGUUCUGGGUCGUACUCUAAUGCACUCUGGGUGGCGCCCCCUGUAGGCUACAAAGGAUGGAGGUUCGGCAGCAGUACUGUGACCGAUUUGUACAGCUUUGAGGCUGCUUUUAAGGGAACUGUUGGCUCCACCCCUGGUUCUGUUAUGGCAAUCGAUGAAGUACGAAUCGAUGUAGGGGCAUGUCCUCCACCAGGCUUCUGCACCUUUGAAGAGCCAUUUUAUGAUUGGUUCAAUAUUGAUACUGACAAAAUGGAUUGGACCAUAUACUUUGGUAGAACACCAAGCAGCAACACCGGUCCUUCGAAUGAUCACACACUAGGAACCUCGCAGGGUCAUUAUGCAUACAUCGAGACAUCAAGUUCACCCAACAAGUAUAAUGCUAUUCUACAGUCCAUUGACUUUACUCCACGGAUUGAGGGCUGUUUCUCAUUCUGGUAUCACAUGUAUGGUAAAGAGAUGGGAACCCUCAACGUGCAUCUUCUAGAAGUGCAGUCUGGGAAACGGAGUGUGAUCUGGACAAAAACCGGUGAACAGGGCAACUUUUGGAUCUCAGCUGAGAUUGAGGUGUCAGUUGGUGUCUAUCAUAUCAUUGAAUUUGAAGGCAUUGACGGUAUCAGUUUUACCGGAGACAUCGCAUUGGAUGAUAUCAAGUAUACCGAGCAUAGCUGCCAAUAUGUCCCUCCCCCUACACCUACACCCACCCGUCCUGUUACCUCGGCUCCGCUUCCAUGGGACUGUAACUUUGAGGGCGGUACGUUCUGCUCCUGGAUGCAGGGAUCAGACGAUGAUUUUGAUUGGGCAAUUCAAACUGGCAGCACACCAACUGUUGGAACAGGACCCCCUGCAGAUCACACAACUCAAACAAAAGACGGUUCCUACAUAGCAAUUGAUGCUAGUUCUACCAGUGCCGAUGAUGUAGCUCGUCUCUAUAGCAACAGCAUCCCUGUAGGAAAUCAUAUGUGUAUGACAUUCUGGUAUCACAUGUAUGGGGCUCACGUGGGUACGUUGAAUGUUGGAUAUGGAAACACAGAUGGCAACACAGAAGGCCCAGUCAUCUGGACCAAGUCUGGAGACCAGAGUUAUGACUGGAUAGUUGGCCAUGUGGCCAUCACCACGACUGUGAAAACCCCUAAGGUAUACCUGGAAGGCACAGCUGGAAAGGGUUACCAAGGGGAUAUUUCUAUUGAUGAUAUCAUGUUUAGCUAUGGAGACUGCCCAGCGUUACUAUUUUGUGAUUUCCAGUCGGAUGAUGCGUGUGGAUAUGCCAAUGAUGACACAGAUCAGCUGGACUGGACCAGGGAUCGCGGGAUGGUUCCAGGGCCUUCUACUGAUCAUACGUCAGGGACCACUAAUGGUUUUUAUAUGCAAAUUGUGACUGGGCAUCUGACAAAAGUUGGAGACAGUGGAACAUUGAUAUCCUCCGUAUAUCCUAUUCCGCUAAGUGGUUUUAGAUGUACUGAGUUCUGGUACAUGAUCAGCGAUGACUUUGGAGACCUAACAGUGGAAGCCUACCAAAUAGACCCAUUAGGAGUUAUCUUACCAACUGGAAUAUCAAUAUCUUUUAUGGAGCCAACGGGUGGUCUUUGGCGCAAAGCAUCGAUAGAAGUAGCUUCCAAGAAUGACAAUGUUUUCACCUUCAAGCUGGCUGUCAAGAAGGCUGUUUCAGGUGUCUUUGCCGCACUUGAUGAUAUCUUUGUCAAAGAUCAGCAGUGUACAGGACAACUAGGGUCAUGUGACUUUGAGGUUGACACCUGUGAUUGGACAAACACCCAGAAUGCUGAUGAGAUUGAUUGGCUACGGCAUAGUGGUUCUACGGGUGCCCCAGACACUGGCCCGACCUUUGACCACACCACGGGCACCCCAUCAGGGUGGUAUAUGUACCUGGACUCCACGCUUGGUACCUAUGGGAGCAGGGCAAGACUGGAGUCUUCGAGCCUAGAUCCUCCAGAGGACUUUGUCUGCUUCAGUCUGUGGUAUCAUAUGACCUGCAGUGAUGACAGUAAAAACAAGCUGACAGUAGCCUGGGAAACUGCAUACCAGACCAACAUUAUCUGGUCUUUCACUGGCGUUGCUGAAGAUGAAUGGAACUUUAGACAAUUAACAUUCAGUAUCAGCAGGCAGUAUAGAAUAAUGAUAGAGGGAGUGCUUGCCGAUACUGCAGCCUGUGAUAUUGCUAUCGAUGACUUGUACCUCUUCAACGGUGCUUGCAGUGCUGACACCACCCCUCCUCCACCGUUCACUUGUCAGACGGGAGACGAGAAAGUAGAUCCUAGCAAGGUUUGUGAUAUGAGACCCGACUGCACCGAUGAGUCUGAUGAGAAGAACUGUGGAACCUGCGCAUUUGAGGAACCCGAUGACCAGUGCGGUUAUACCAGCGAUCCAGCAGGCCUGCUACCGUGGAUACCGCAGGGAGUGGGAGUCUCCCCCACCCCAGCUACCAACCUUCCCUUACCUUCUUUGUUCAUCAAUAAUACAUACAUGAUAGUAGAUAGGACGGCCGUUCCUGUAGUGGGUGGAGAUUAUCCUCGUCUUGUAAGCCCUUGGAUACAGGAGGCUGGAUCCAACUGUCUCCUUGUCUUCUGGUAUUAUCUUGCUGGUGCAGAUGACAUCAUUGUCACAUAUAAGACUUCUCCUUCUGAAGAAACCAUUAUGUACCGGGCUGAUAUUCCAAUAAGUGGAUCUUGGCAGCAAGCAAUUCUAACCGUACAGCGGAUAAGAAGGCCCUUCCAGAUCAAUUUCCUUGGACUGCUGGACUAUAGCACCGAGGGAGGCAUUAUAGCUGUCACCGAUAUUGAACUCACCCUCUGUGGUUUCCCAGAGCCACAGACGUCUUGCAAGGACGGAGAGUUCACAUGUUCCAACAGAGCUUGCAUCAGCAUGCCUCUGGUCUGUAACUUUGCGGAUGAUUGUGGAGACUUCUCGGACGAGUUGCAGUGUGACCCAGACACCUACCCAGGUCGAUGUGACUUUGAGUCCAGCAUGUGUUCUUACACAAACAUCCCCGCUGACUACGCAUGGGUGCGAACGUCUGGAGCGCUUACCAAGAAUGUGAAGUACGCACCUACUCGGGAUCAUACCACCAACGACGUAGGGGGCGGUUAUUUGCUGGCAGAUCCAGUGGGAACAAAACCUGGGGAUGUAGCAAGGAUCUCAUCACCCGUCUUUCAACCAACUGGUCAGACAUCCUCUUGUAUGAUUUCUAUGUCAGUAUUUCUGCAUGGACCUGAUGCGUGUGUUCUGAACAUAUACACAAGGACCUCCAUAGGGGGUCUACUUACCCUGCUCUAUAGAAUACCUACACUUGAUAUGGAUUGGUUUGGAAAGUACAAUCAAAUCAUCACUGUACUUGACAGAUUCCAGGUAGUCAUAGAGGCAGUUACUGGUGGAGGACCUAACGGAGCCAUCGCCAUCGAUGACAUUGUGUUUUCAAACUGUGACCUCUCUAACGAUCCUCUUCCGGCGGGCGUGACACCUCCUCCACCGACCACCCCGCUCCCCUGCCCAAUUGCCACGGAUUACCAAUGUGGAGAUGGACAGUGUAUACCCAUGGAUCAACUGUGUGACUUCAUCACACAGUGUGCAAAUGGAAGGGAUGAACAAAGCUGUGGUGCAUGUGAGUUUGAUGAUAAUGGGUUCUGUGGAUCUCAGGUGAUAGGCUGGCUCCCUCAAGAAGCUGGAUCAUUCGUCAAUCACCUUCCUGCAGACCACUGGAAUAGUAUAACAGAACCUGGGUUCUACCUGGAGGGCCACUUUGGAAUCAAUCGUCUGACUACCCCUCCUGUUGGACCAACAAGUAAUCUCUGUUAUAUUAACUUCUAUUACUACAUGGCUAGUUCAUCCGAUGACCUAGAACUGCGUGUCCAUGUUAAGAAUGGCCCUGAGCUCUAUGUAGUGACAGCAACCAACACCCCACAAAGAUGGGAGGCUGUUAGUGCCUUUGUAGGAGAGUUCAAGCAGAAAGUUCAGCUGACAUUUGAACAUAUUUAUCUAGACAGUACAAACCCUACUGCAUUGACCAUAGCCUUAGAUGGCAUUGGCUAUUCCAAUUGUGUCGGUCAGCCCUCUAUUUCUACAGAUAUAAGCUGUACAUUUGAAGAUGGUCUAUGUGGCUACAUUCAAGGCUCCAGUCCUGAUGAGGAUGAUUUUGAUUGGACUAGGACUAGAGGAGAAACAUCGUCAGAUAACACUGGACCAAGAUUCGAUCACACCACGGGGUCAGGUAUAAAUACAUAG